Messenger RNA from Monoraphidium neglectum, 271 nucleotides. RefSeq lists its product as hypothetical. The transcript has a single exon. The record is from RefSeq and is a predicted model, not a curated record. NCBI's taxonomy places the organism in Eukaryota, Viridiplantae, Chlorophyta, Chlorophyceae, Sphaeropleales, Selenastraceae. The annotation marks the transcript as partial.
CAGUGGCGACGACUCCGGGUUACCUGUCUCUGCAGCGCCGCUGCCCUGCGACCCGUCGGACAAAGCCUUUGAUGGCGCAGCGGCGCAGGCGGCGCGGAUGGAGGCGAUGCGGUGGAUGCAGCGAGGGGCGGCGCCCGGUCCGCGGGGGCGGCAGCAGCAGCAGCCGCAGAAGCAGCAGAAGCAGCAGAAGCAGCAGCAGCAGCAGGCACAGGCGCAGGCACUGCCUCCGGCGGCACCGAUGGGGCGCAAGCUGCUCCUGCGGGGGCCAUGA